AUGUUUGAAAGGUUUCUUAAUAAAAAUAUUCGUACAGUGACUAAAACAGUUUCCAUUGACUCUUUCUUUAAUUUUUUUGCCCCUCCUGAAGUUCCCGAGAGUGGAGAUCUGGAUGAUGAUGCUGAAGCUAUCCUUGCUGCAGACUUCGAAAUUGGUCACUUUUUAUGUGAGCGUAUAAUCCUAGGAUCAGUGUUAUACUUUACUGGAGAAGCUAUCGAAGAUGAUGAUGAUGAUUAUGAUGAAGAAGGUGAAGAAGCGGAUGAGGAAGGGGAAGAAGAAGGAGAUGAGGAAAAUGAUUCAGACUAUGACCCAAAGAAGGAUCAAAACCCAGCAGAGUGCAAGCAGCAGUGAAGCAGGAUGUAUGUGGCCUUGAGGAUAACCUGCACUGGUCUACUUUCUACUACCCUGGAAAGGAUGAUUUUACAUCAUUUGACAAGCCUAUUUUCAAGUUAUUUGUUGUUUGUUUGCUUGUUUUUACAGCCUAAAAUAAAAAUUUCAAAUACAAAAAAA
This is a messenger RNA of Callithrix jacchus (white-tufted-ear marmoset), 510 nucleotides long. The record is from RefSeq and is a predicted model, not a curated record. Lineage: Eukaryota; Metazoa; Chordata; Mammalia; Primates; Cebidae.